AUGGGAAACCGUCUCCCAGCCACCUCUUCCUCAGAAAAACAAAGCAAAUCCUUGCCCAUUGACACCAUCUUCAAGUUCCCCUCUUCAAUGCCCAAAUGGCCAUCAGGAGGUGGCUUUGCAAGUGAUUAUAUUGAUCUAGGUGGGCUCCAAGUGCACCAAACAUCAACCUUCAACAAAGUUUGGACCAUUUAUGGAGGAGGACCAGAUGAUCUUGGUGCAACAUUUUAUGAGCCAUCCCAAAUUCCAGAUGGAUUUUUCAUGCUCGGAUCCUACAGCCAGCCUAACAAUCAACCCUUUUUUGGUUGGAUUCUUGUUGCAAAAGACACCUCCAGUGAUCAAUCAUCAAGCAAUGAAACUCUCAAGAAACCAACUGACUACACUCUAGUCUGGAGCAGUGAGUCCUUGAAGACCAGCCAAGAUGGCCAUGGCUACAUUUGGUUGCCAGUAGCACCUGAUGGCUACAGAGCUGUUGGCUAUGUCGUGACCGCGACACCGGACAAGCCUUCUCUUGAUAAAGUCCGAUGUGUUAUCUCUGAACUCACUGAUAAAUGUGAAUCUGAAAACUGGAUUUGGGGCCAAGGCAAAACAAGCAGUGCUAGUGAUUUCAAUGUGUACAGUUCAAGGCCUAGUGGUAGAGGGAUACAAGCGCAAGGCGUCGGUGUUAAUACGUUCAUAGUCAAGAAUGGAUCAGAUGAUAAUUCUUCUUCAACAACCAUAGCUUGUUUGAAGAAUAACAACUUCAGCAAUUUUUCAUCCAUGCCUAAUUUGCAACAGGUUGAAGCACUAUUCCAGGCAUAUUCUCCUUGGUUGUUCUUUCACCCCAAGGAAACUUACCUUCCCUCAUCAGUCAAUUGGUAUUUUGAGAACGGUGCAUUAUUGUAUACCAAGGGAGAGGAGCCAAAUCCUGUUGCCAUCCAAUAUAAUGGUGCCAACCUUCCCCAAGGCGAAUCCAAUGAUGGAGCAUACUGGCUGGACCUACCUGUUGACAAAAACGCCAAAGAAAGAGUCAAGAAAGGAGAUUUACAAAGUGCUGAGGUGUAUCUCCAGAUUAAACCUAUGUUAGGUGCAACAUUUACAGACAUUGCAAUUUGGAUUUUUUACCCAUUUAAUGGUCCUGGAACGGCUAAACUCGGAAUAAUCGACAUCCCAUUAGGCCGAACUGGCGAACAUAUUGGAGAUUGGGAGCAUUUGACACUAAGAAUCAGCAAUUUCAAUGGGAUUUUGUACAAAGUUUAUUUUUCAGAACAUAGCAAAGGAAUAUGGGUAGAUGCACCACUACUUGAGUUCCAUGAUGGUACUAAUAAACCAGUCGCAUAUUCGGCAUUGAGUGGCCAUCCAAACUAUCCAAAACCAGGGCUUGUUUUGCAAGGGGCAGGUGAUGUUGGAAUAAGAAAUGAUGCAGCAAAGAGUGACAAGUUUUUGGACACAGGAGCAAAGUAUUCAAUAGUUUCAGCUGAGAAUCUUGGCUUGGGAAUUGUUGAGCCACCAUGGCUGAACUAUUUGAGAAAAUGGGGUCCUAAUAUUGUUUAUGAGCCUGGGGUUGAAGCUCAGAAAGUCGAAAGAUUGUUGCCUCAAAAUCUAAAACCUGCAUUUGCCAGAUUGGUGAAGAUAUUGCCUAACGAAUUUUAUGGGGAGGAUGGUCCUACUGGUCCAAAGGUGAAAGGUAGUUGGAGUGGGGAUGAAGGAUCGUAAAAGAAGGCCAAUUAAAGACUUAGAGCCCACAUUUCAAAGUAUCGCAAUGCCAUUAAAAUGAGAUGCUUUCAGUAUUUCCUUUGUUAUUGCAAUAUUGAUUCUUCAUUGGAAAUAUCCGUUCUUUUUAUGUUUGGCUUGUAAUUUGUUGGACAAAUAAAUG
Coffea eugenioides is the source of this 1852-nucleotide messenger RNA. RefSeq lists its product as uncharacterized. The transcript has 2 exons. Bases 1 to 1692 code for a protein of 563 amino acids. NCBI's taxonomy places the organism in Eukaryota, Viridiplantae, Streptophyta, Magnoliopsida, Gentianales, Rubiaceae. The record is from RefSeq and is a predicted model, not a curated record.